CGGCUUCUCCGAUCUGACUUUUCUUUUCUUUCUCUUUUAAAUUGACCCUUGAGUACGUUUUAUGCUGUUCAUGAUUAUUAAACUCUUCCCUAUUUGAGAUGCAAUGCAUCGUUUGGAGCUAUAGAGUUUUACUAUAAAAGGAACACAAACCUACAUAAAAACUCAUCGGUAUCUCUUAGCAUUACCAAAAAAAAUAUACAUAUAUAUUUUCAUAUUCUUUUUCACGUUUCAAUGGAGUACAUGGAUCAAAAAGAAGUGUCUAAUAAUGUUCUUUCUCAUACAUCCGAUGGAGAAAAUGCUUGUUCUUCAGGAUCCUGUGUUGAAAAGAAGCUCAGAUUAUUUGGAUUUGAGCUUAAUCCAAGCAACAAUAGCACUACUGAAAUUUUCAAAGUAUGUACUGAAGGAGAUGACAGUGUCAACUCAUCGACCACCGUUUCAUAUGCAACCGAGAAGCAACCAAACAAGGAUAAAACCUCACCGGGUGAUCAACCGGACGACAAGAAGUUUGAGUGCCAAUAUUGUUUCAAAGAGUUUGCAAAUUCACAGGCGUUGGGGGGUCAUCAAAAUGCCCACAAGAAGGAGAGAAUGAAGAAGAAAAGACUGCAACUUCAAGCCAGAAAAGCCAGCAUCAACUGUUAUCUUCAACCUAUUCAAAACAAUCUGAAUUUCAAUUACCAUGCCUCCAAUGCGUGGUUUUAUGAUCCUUCCAUCUAUUCUCCCGAUCAUUUCACUGUCUACGAUCAGGAAUCUCAGAUUAGUUUCAGUUCACGGGAUCAAGAUGCGUCUCAGCUAUCAAAUUGGUACACCAUACCAACUCAUCAUGUUCCUUUUCAACAAGAUUCUUGCAUGUUCACUUUAACACAGGCUGAAAAAUCCCAAGAUAAAAGAUCUGUCAUCAUCCCGCCUUCACCUUUGUCUUCUUCAAAACAAAGCUGUAAAUCUCUGGAUCUUCAGUUAGGCCUCAGCUUGCAAAGUGGGAUAUAACUUAUUCAUAGUAUAGGAAAAUAGUGCUAUGUCUUCUCUAGGGAUAUGAAUUUUUUCGAUUUAUAUUUACAGACUGAUAUGCAUAUUGAAUAAAAAAUUCCUAAUACUUGGCUGGUACGUCCGGCAUCCGCUGUACCUCACGAGCAAAAAAUAAAAAAAAAA
Molecule: messenger RNA, 1146 nt
Organism: Pistacia vera
Lineage: Eukaryota; Viridiplantae; Streptophyta; Magnoliopsida; Sapindales; Anacardiaceae
Product: zinc finger protein 5-like
Exons: 1
Coding region: 232-984 (250 amino acids)
Biological process (GO): cytokinin-activated signaling pathway; gibberellic acid mediated signaling pathway; trichome differentiation
Cellular component (GO): nucleus
Molecular function (GO): DNA-binding transcription factor activity; transcription cis-regulatory region binding
Source: RefSeq, a predicted model, not a curated record